CCAGAACAAACCAAUGGGCAACAUGCUAAAGAGCUUGCUGCUAUUAUUUUUCCUAGGCUUUUCUACCGCUGUCAAUGGCGCCGCGACGCGUACUUGCACGAUCUCGCCUCUUGGGAAGGGUAAAGAUGAUACUGAUCAGGUCCUGAAAGCCAUUGAUGAAUGCGGCAAAAAUGGACGAACGGUCCUGCAAAAGGGAAACUAUAACAUUACAAGGAAAAUGACCUGGAAUCUUGAAAAUGCACAAGUCGAUCUAUACGGAACUUUGAAUUUCGUACCGAACAUCGAGUACUGGUUAGAUAUGACGAAUACCUACCAAGUCGUUUUCAUUCAAAGUCAAUCAUCUUGGUUCGUUCUGACAGGGAAGGACUUCGUCGUAGAUGCGCACAACGAAGGAGGCAUCGAAGGCAAUGGACAGCCAUGGUGGGAGUACUUCCAAAGCCAUACACGUGAAGAUGGGGACGGAAGACCAUUAUCCUUAACUGUUUUUGAGGCCGAGCGAGGGACAGUGCGCAACUUCCGCAUCCAGUCGCCACCAUUUUGGUGCAACUGUGUCGCCAAUUCGAAGGAUGUACUCUAUGACGGCAUGAUAUGCAACGCGACAAAUACAAACCCUGCUUUCUUCGGCGAAAAUAUCACUCCGAACACAGACGGCAUCGAUACUUAUCGGAGUGACAGUAUCACUCUUAGAAAUUGGGAUGUCACUUGCGGAGACGACUGCUUGGCGAUCAAGGGUAAUUCCACAAACAUCGUAGCACAAGGCAUAACCUGCCGUGGCGGGAACGGCAUUGCGUUUGGAUCUCUGGGUCAAUAUGUUCAAUUUAACGACAUUGUGGAUAAUGUUCUUCUGGAAGACAUCAAUGUCCUGCGUAUCGAUGAGUCGAUACAGCCACUUAUGAGGUGGGGGGUAUACUUCAAGUCGUGGACAGGCUCAGUAAUCGGAGUACCUCCAACUGGUGGCGGAGGUAGCGGAGGCUUCGUGAAGAAUGUCGUUGCAAAGAACGUCCACCUCAGUUCCGUGGACACUGCCGUCGCUGCAUACCAGACGUAUGGAGGUAACUCGAGCGAUACGCCGUCCUUUUUCAACUUUAGGGACCUGACGUUCGAGGAUUGGUCCGGAACUGCAAGCACGAAUACACUGGUCGACCUUGAAUGCAGCGCAAACGCUCCAUGCUCAAAUAUCUCGUUCAAAAACCUCAACGUCAAGACUCCGAAUAACGAGACUCCGAAUUUCGUUUGCGUAAACGUUGAGAGUGAGAGUGGUUUACCUGGACCAUGCAACCCUACACCCACGACGACGGUAUGAUCCAUAAAUCACAUCGAAGGAAUCAACUUCUGUCUUUGAAAAUGCAUGUUUCACUUGAUAGACAGUGGUUAACCUGUUGUGUUCCCAAUAAAUUGAGAGCUCAUGCUCGAUUCCC
Molecule: messenger RNA, 1418 nt
Organism: Fomitiporia mediterranea MF3/22
Lineage: Eukaryota; Fungi; Basidiomycota; Agaricomycetes; Hymenochaetales; Hymenochaetaceae
Product: pectin lyase-like protein
Exons: 17
Coding region: 14-1303 (429 amino acids)
Biological process (GO): carbohydrate metabolic process
Molecular function (GO): polygalacturonase activity
Source: RefSeq, a predicted model, not a curated record